Molecule: messenger RNA, 2929 nt
Organism: Prunus persica (peach)
Lineage: Eukaryota; Viridiplantae; Streptophyta; Magnoliopsida; Rosales; Rosaceae
Exons: 4
Coding region: 1800-2615 (271 amino acids)
Source: RefSeq, a predicted model, not a curated record
AUAUAGAAUGUCAGUUUGUAGUGCUAUAAGCACUACCCUAUGUGCCUCACCGGAUUUGGAACUUUGGAAUUGAAUGGAAGAUACUUGAAUAUGUUGGAACUCAGACGCUCUUGACAGGGUGUUCAUGGACCCUUAGCACUGUAUGUUCUGGCAAAGAGUUUGCCCCCCAGUUGAACGGCUCAUUCCCUAGCCACAUGAUCAAUUGAGGACUAUUCCAUGUGGACUAGUCAAACAAUCCCCAGUUGGAUUAUUUUUCCGGUACAAACUAGGUAAUUAUCAUGUUUAUAUCAUAUGUAUAUCAUUUAUUAUAUAUUUAUAUCUAUUCAUUCGUUCUUGUUUCUCAGUGAGGAUACUUCCUCGCUUGUCGUGCCAAUGGGCACGUGUUUCGAGAGUUUAGUUUUGGGACUUAUAAGAUAAAGUUUGAAUGGCUGAUUGGUAAAGUUUUCUUAUGGAUUUCGGACUUGGCACCGGUAUUGAUUUAACUUGAUCUUUAUUUUUAUCCACUCACACUUUUCUGUUUUGCGCCCCCUAGCUAGUAGUUGACUGAGCUUCGCAGCUGAGCCGAAUCGUGUGCUUCCAAAUCUUGAGCCUUCGUAGGACUCUUUUAUCAUUUAAUUCCCAUUCAACUUUGUUUUUGUUGUAAUUGAAUUUCUUAGAUAUGCUCUGUUAUCGUCCGUGCUAGGAUUUGAUUUAUGAGGCCGGGGGCCUUUGCUGUAAACUGUUUAUUGUUUAAAAGCAUGCUGCUGGUUGGGAUAUUAAAUUGUGAGUGGGCUCGGCAUCGGGGUGAUGCCGGAAAUACGACGGAAUUCGUCUUGGGUUCCAAAGAAUCUGGGGCGGGUCCUGUCAAUCAUGACCACAAAUUUAAAAUCUUAAACCUUAAAGACACAUUUCUACAUGAUUUUCUUCGACAGAUUGAUUUGUGUUAAUUGAGUAUUAUAGCUAUUGCUAAAGAUUACAAGAGAUUUCUUUCUAGGUUCAAUUGAAAUAAACAAGUGCAUAUGUGGUGCAACAGGGUCUUUAAUUUUUGUGGAUGUUUACUAGUCCUCUUAUGUGAAAAUAUAGGUUGUUUACUUUAUAAAAUGGUGCAAAGUUUCAAAUCUAACCGAAAUCAAUUCCAUUCAUGAUUAAGCUUGGAAUGUAUAUUUUUUUAUUCACUAGGUAGAUGCGUUAGAUGGACUAGUAUUACUGCAUGACAUGACAAACCUUGCAAAUCCUCACUUCGACUGUCAUCAUAUGAUGGUUUUCUAGUACAGAGUUCUUCGACAGAGCAGUGACUCUGCUACUCUCACUAUGAAAUAGCUUUUGCCUGUGAUCUAGCCUGGUUACUUCUUUGUCAUGUUUUGUGGCUCAGAAGGAAUUGUUUUAACGUCACUCUGUUUUUGGGUGUCAUUCGAGCAUGGUUCGAAUGGGUAAUGAGGAGACUUGUUUUUGUAGCUUGUUGAUACUGCUCUGUGACUGAUCAUGUCAUGGGUGCAUGAAUAGGGUUAGAAUUCAAGGCAUGGAAGGGAAGAAAUUUGAGGAAGGGGAGGGUUAACGAUUAAUGUAUUUCUUUUUCUUAAGGACUAAGGUGGCUAACGAUGAAUGAAGAAAUUCUACCUCAGCCCAUUAACCUAUAUGUUGUUUGUUCAAUCUACCCAUUAAAUGCUUCUGUGAUUGAAGAAAUAGAUUUGCCUAUCCUGGUUUCAUUUCAUUUUCUAUUUGAUGAGACAUCCACUUGUUGCGACAUCUACUUGUUAUGCUUUAUUUCUCAGUGAAGUCUGAUGCAAUACAACUGAAGUAUUUAAGAUACUAGUGGGGAGAUGAUAUCUCUACUUCCUGAGUUCAUGGAUACUUGUGAAAAUAAAGAUAUUAGGGUUGAAGAAUAUUUAGAUUUCAUUGUUAAGAAGCGAUCAGUUGCAAGCAAGGAGGCACUUGGAAUACGAAUUCACAGCAUGGGGAUGCAUAUUUCUGCCAUAUGGGAAGCCAGGAAUCUAGAAAUUUCCACUCUAAAGAAAUCAGAGAAGGCAUUUCAGCCAAAUUCAGAUAAAAAGGAUAGGAAGUUUCCACUUUUAUCCGCAGAGAAAAAGGAGCUAGACAAACGUUUCAGCACUAUUUCUCAGCGCGUUGAAUCGUUUUCCCCCAUACAUAAGGACUUUUGUGGCAAGCACAUUAGAUUUGAUCCUAAAACUUCAAGCUCAGAGGAUGAAGGUAGGGAUGAUUAUUUGUCUGAAGAGAAUGAUGAAAAUAAUGACCAUGUAACAGGCAGUCAGGUUAACUUCUCAUCACAGUCUGUUGAAAGUUCUGACCGAGUACUUGAUAGGAUGCUGCAGUUUAAUAAUACUGAAGCUCAGAAGAGACAGAAAAUCAAGUCAAUGUUUUCUUUGUAUCCAUUAAUUGGAUUACUAAAUGUUGUUGCAAGUUAUUGUGGCUUGAGAAAUUUUCCCAUGUUUGGUGGGCAAAACAAUUUGUGUAGGCAACAAUGCAUAGUUUCAGAGUUGAAGCUGAUGGUGUCUUUUGAGCCAAUGGAUUUUUCUAGAUAUCACAAGUGCAAUGGAAAAUUAACGAAUUGGUCUAGACAAAGAGUCAAACAUUUUUUCUGUUGGAUGCUAGAAAUGCCUCAUAUAAUUAUUGGCUAAGUUGCAAGAUGUGGUGUCAUCAAAUGAAGAGGAGAGACCUCAAGUGAUACACAUCGAUCAUUUUCUGUGAGCUGAUUCGAUAAAGAGAAAUUGUCUGGUGUUUUUUUGACUUAAGAAGGGUGGUUUAACUUUGCCUUGUUUGCUUUUGGUCUGUAAUAUUGUUUCUCAUUGGCUGUUCUUGGAUGUUUUUUUUUUCUUUCUUUCCUUAUGUAUCUCUUAGAACUUGGCUUUUGCCUUAUGGAAUUGUGGAUGUUUAUUUGUAUGUAUUAAUGAUGGAUUUGUGUUCAGUGAAUUGAAUUUCUAAUUUCGAGUUA